ACGAUUGUGCUUUGGAUUGUGGUGGAAUUUAAGAGGUUGCUACCAGCAGAGCCAGAGGGAUUCCUUGAAGCGCAUGAUGGACCUGCCUAUGAUGUGAAAUUCUACGGCAAUGGAGAAGAUUCUUUGUUAUUAAGUUGUGGCGAUGAUGGUAAAAUUAAAGGAUGGAGGUGGAAGGAAUUUAUAGAAUCGGAGGUGCCCAUCACCUUUCAAGGAAAUCAUAUGAAGCCAGUGAUUGACUUGGUCAAUCCCCAACAUAAAGGUCCAUGGGGUGCUCUCUCUCCAAUUCCUGAGAAUAAUGCGAUUGCUGUUGAUCCUCAGGUUUUUAAAACCUUUCCUUUUAAUUUGGGGGGAUUCAUUUUUUCUGCUGCUGGUGAUUCUUGUGCAUAUUGCUGGGAUGUGGAGAAAGGUGAAAUCAAAAUGGUUUUUAAGGGGUAUCUAGACUAUUUGCAUUGUAUAUUAGCUCGUGCCUCUUCCAAUCAGAUUAUAACUGGUUCAGAGGAUGGGACUGCACGAAUCUGGGAUUGCAAAAGUGGAAAAUGCGUUAAAGUAAUUGACCCACUGAAGGAUAAGAAGUUGAAGGGGCUCAUCUCCUGUGUUAGCUGCAUUGCUCUGGAUGCAAGUGAGAGCUGGUUGGCUUGUGGCAGUGGUUGAAGUUUGUCAGUCUGGAAUCUCCCUGCUUCUGAAUGCAUUUCAAGUAUUUCCAGCCGUGCAUCCAUACAGGAUAUAGUGUUUGAUGACAAUCAAGUAAGUGGGAGUUGGUUUCUCGACCAGACCAAGUCUUUGACUUCCAAUCAAUUUUCUAUAUUAGCUGUUGGUGCAGACCCUGUACUCAGCCGUUUUGAUAUAAAUGGAAUGAUACUUACGCAGAUCCAUUGUGCUUCUCAAUCAGCGUUUUCAGUCUCUUUGCACCCAUCUGGUGUUACUGCAAUGGGUGGUUAUGGGGAUCUUGUAGAUGUCAUAUCACAGUUUGGAAGUCAUUUGUGCACAUUCCGCAGCCAUUGUUGUGAUUCAACAGGCUCAAUGGGGACAGGAAAGACUGCGACAUUUUGUUCUGGAAUUCUGCAACAACUUGAUUAUAGUUUGGUGGAAUGCCAGACCUUGGUUUUGGCACCCACUAGGGAGCUAGCUCAGCAGAUUGAGAAGGUUAUGCGAGCACUGGGAGACUAUCUUUGUGUCAAGGUUCAUGCUCGUGUUGGUGAGACCAGUGUCAGUGAAGACCAACGCAUCUUAGCCAGUGGUGUGCAUGUUGUUGUUGGCCCUCCUGGUCGUGUUUUUUAUAUGUUGCGGAGGCAGUCACUUCGUGCUGACCACAUUAAGUUGUUUGUGUUAGACGAGGCGGAUGAAAUGCUGUCGCGAGAUUUCAAGGAUCAGAUCUAUGACAUUUUCCAGCUUCUGCCUCCAAAAGUGCAAGUGGGUGUCUUCUCUGCAACAAUGCCACCUGAGGCCCUUGAGAUCACCAGACCGUGUGAUCUUUAUGAAACCUUAGCCAUUACUCGGAGUAUCAUUUUUGUAAACACUCGACGCAAGGUUGACUGGCCGACCGACAAAAUGCGGAGCAGAGACCAUACAAUCUCUGCCACACAUGGAGAUAUGGACCAGAAUACAAGAGAUAUCAUCAAGCGAGAAUUUCGCUCUGGGUCAUCUCGUGUUCUCAUAACCACUGAUCUCCUUGCUCGUGGUAUUGAUGUCCAGCAAGUCUCUCUUGUUAUAAACUAUGAUCUCCCAACACAACCGGAGAACUACCUUCAUCGUGUUGGACGAAGUGGACGUUUUGGGAGGAACGGUGUUGCAAUCAACUUUGUGACAAAGGAUGAUGAAAGGAUGUUGUUUGACAUCCAGAAGUUCUAUAAUGUGGUUAUUGAGGAGUUACCAGCAAGUGUUGCUGAUCUCCUCUGAUGAGAUUUUGCCAUCCAUUAGUAGUGGAGUUUGGAGCAAGUGGAAGCUGCAUAGCAAGUUGCUUUGUUAUGUUUUUGCUUCUAUUCUCUUCUUUUUUUUUUCCCCCUUCUCUUUUAGCCCCUCGCUUGCAUUCCUUUGUAGGCUCUUAAAUCUAAGGUUUUUUGAAUAUCUGAUUAUUUAGUGAUUUGAGU
Messenger RNA from Durio zibethinus, 2087 nucleotides. The record is from RefSeq and is a predicted model, not a curated record. Lineage: Eukaryota; Viridiplantae; Streptophyta; Magnoliopsida; Malvales; Malvaceae.